This is a messenger RNA of Spizellomyces punctatus DAOM BR117, 1515 nucleotides long. RefSeq names its product snoRNA-binding rRNA-processing protein ENP1. Gene Ontology annotation, cellular component: preribosome, small subunit precursor; cytoplasm; nucleolus. Gene Ontology annotation, molecular function: snoRNA binding. NCBI's taxonomy places the organism in Eukaryota, Fungi, Chytridiomycota, Chytridiomycetes, Spizellomycetales, Spizellomycetaceae. The transcript has 3 exons. The record is from RefSeq and is a predicted model, not a curated record. The coding region runs from base 61 to 1365 and encodes 434 amino acids. Gene Ontology annotation, biological process: rRNA processing.
GGCCAGUCGGUCCAUUGCUAGAACAGCUCUUGCACAUCCCACUUUGACGUUCCCGCAAACAUGGGUGUACAAAAGAAGAAGCGAUCCAGUCUCCGCCAUGACCCGCUCUACGUCCAAAUGGCCAAAGACAGCUCAGUUGAACUGACUAAAAAGAAGCGACGAGGACCAAAGGACCAAACCGGGUCAGACGAUGACACAUCCAAGAAGGGCGCCGAGUUUUUGGACAGUAGGACGUCCAAAAAGAUUCUCAACAUUGUGCGGCAACAACAGGACGAGAUUGAACGGGAGGGAAGGAUGAUGGACACUGACAAGAUCACAUUAACCCCUGCACGACCAUUGUUCACCAACAAAGUGGAGUCAGAUGAGGACGUUGCGGAGAUUGAAGAAGAGUACGAAGAGUACGAAGGAUUUGAAGAGGACUUUGAGAUUGAUGAAGCCGAUCAAGCGUUGAUUGACAAAUUUAUGGCCAAAGAGCCACGAAAACAGAUGAACUUGUCAGACCUGAUCAUGAGCAAAAUCCAAGCGGCAGAGGCAGCCGGUGCUGAUACAGAAGGUCGAGAAGUCCCACCGUCCAUGAACGAAAAGAUUAUCGACGUGUACACAAAAGUUGGUCUUCUCCUAAGCCGAUACAAGUCUGGAAAGCUUCCCAAAACAUUUAAAAUCAUUCCUUCGCUUGCCGAUUGGGAAGAUAUUCUUUACCUCACGCAUCCCGAAAAAUGGACACCUCAAGCAACGUACCAGGCAACUCGUAUCUUUGUCUCCAAUUUGAAAGCGAAAAUGGCGCAGAGAUUCUUUGCACUAGUUCUGCUAGAUCGUGUGCGGGAGGAUAUUCAAGAGACCAAAAAGUUGAACUAUCAUCUUUAUAUGGCACUGAAAAAGUCUCUGUACAAACCAGCGGCUUUCUUCAAAGGACUGUUGCUACCCCUGUGUGAAACCGGAACAUGUACCCUACGCGAGGCAGCCAUUAUCGGCAGUGUAAUAUCAAAAGUCAGUAUACCUGUGCUCCAUUCAGCCGCCGGGCUGCUCAAGUUGGCGGAAAUGGAUUACUCUGGGGCAAACAGUCUUUUCAUCCGAAUCCUCCUUGACAAGAAAUACGCAUUACCAUUCAAAGUUGUAGAUGCCCUCGUUUUCCACUUUAUCCGAUUCAAGAAUGACCCCCGCGAAUUGCCAGUCUUGUGGCAUCAAUCGCUACUCGUAUUCGCUCAAAGGUACAAGGAGGAUAUGACUCCAGAACAGAAGGAGGCUCUGUUGGAUCUUAUCAGAUAUAAAGUACACGAAGGGAUAUCCCCUGAAAUCAGACGAGAGUUACAAAACUCGGAAUGCAGAGGGGAGAUGAUGGACGAUCGGUUUGAUAUGGAUAUUUAGUGAAUUUCUUCGUAUAUGUAUUUAGGCUUGGCCCUCCGCAUCUUAGCCAUUGUUUUUUGCACGUCUUUUCCAUCUAAUGUAUCUAUCUCGCCAGUUGACGUAUUCUCCAGUCCUUUAGCACCUCGUACACACUCAUUGACAAUGUUACAG